This is a messenger RNA of Vicia villosa (hairy vetch), 657 nucleotides long. RefSeq lists its product as uncharacterized. The transcript has 2 exons. Lineage: Eukaryota; Viridiplantae; Streptophyta; Magnoliopsida; Fabales; Fabaceae. The coding region runs from base 1 to 657 and encodes 218 amino acids. The record is from RefSeq and is a predicted model, not a curated record.
AUGGUUAGAAACAUGUUGAAGAGGAAGAACUUUCCGAAAGAGUUAUGGGGAGAAGCGGUAUCCACAAAUGCAUAUUUGUUGAUUAUGUGUCCAGCAAAGAAGCUCGGGAAGAUAACACUAGACAAAGCAUGGUCCAUAUUCAAAUCAAAUCUUAAUAAUUUGAGAGUUUUCAAUUCGAAGGAUUAUGAUCAGUCGAGAUUUCAUUUUGAGAAAAUCAAGGAGCUGCAACAGCAUGUAACUAAUUACCAGAUAGGUGUAACCGGUUAUAGCAGUGAAAAAUCAGUUUCCAUAGAGCUGGAAAAUGCUGAAAUUUCCCCUAUCGAAGCUCGAAUUGAAGAGAAUGUCAAAAGAUCAACAAGGGAAAAAGGUUUUCCUCCAAGAAUCCAAGAUUGUGAGUUGUUUCGAGAUAACAAAGUCAGUGAUGAUGGUAACUUCGUCCAUUUUGCACUUAUGGUUGAAUCCGAACCUGCUAAAAUGGAAGAGGCCUUAAUUGAUCCAAAAUGGGUUUGUACUAUGAAGGAAAAGCUGGAAUCUAUUGAGAAGAACAAGACUUGGGAGUUAGUUGAUCUACCAGAAGGAAAGAAGUCAAUUGGUGUAAUAUGGGUGUACAAAGUGAAGGCAAACCCCAAAGGUGAAAUAAUCAAGCAUAAGGCUUGA